GGUUAAACUACCUGGAGAUAUUUGUAUCUUCCUUAAAGUAAAUACAGUAAAUUUUUAUUUUUAUGAAAGCAGUCUUCAAUUCUCCUCUGUUCCAUACUCUAGGGGUACCUAGAUUCAUGUAUCGCAUUAUAAGACCAGGGAGUUAGUAGCGUCGUCAUCUUGGACUCGUGGGAUGAAGGAACUGUGUGCAUAAUCUAAGGUCCAGUGAUCUUUGACUGCCACAUAUGGACUCCCAGAAAUCUCCGGAGGAAACUGUCCUCAUUACGGGAGGAGGUGGCUAUUUUGGUUUCCGCCUGGGCUGUGCUCUGAACCAGAAGGGGGUCCACGUGAUUCUGCUUGACAUCAGCAGCCCUGCUCAAACCAUUCCAGAAGGAAUCAAGUUUAUACGUGGAGACAUUCGCUACCUCUCUGACAUAGAGAAAGCCUUCCAGGAUGUGGAUGUCACUUGUGUGUUCCACAUUGCUUCUUAUGGUAUGUCAGGGCGGGAGCAACUGAAUCGAAACCUGAUUGAAGAAGUCAAUGUGGGAGGCACAGACAACGUGCUCCAGGCUUGCAGGAGGAGAGGGGUGCCAAGAUUAGUUUACACUAGCACUUUCAAUGUCAUCUUCGGAGGCCAAGUUAUCAAAAACGGAGAUGAAUCUCUGCCUUACCUACCUCUUCACCUCUAUCCUGAUCAUUACUCUCGGACCAAAUCUAUCGCAGAAAAGAAGGUGCUGGAGGCCAAUGGUACAGUCCUGGAAAGAAGCAAUAGUAUCUUGAGAACCUGUGCUCUGAGGCCAGCUGGCAUCUAUGGGCCCGGAGAACAAACCUAUCUUCCCAGGGUAGUGAGCUACGUUGAGAGGGGCCUGUUCAAGUUUGUGUUUGGGGAUCCCAGGAGCCUGGUUGAAUUUGUCCAUGUGGAUAACUUGGUGCAGGCUCACAUUCUGGCCUCAGAGGCCCUGAAAGCUGAGAAGGGCUACAUUGCCUCUGGGCAGCCCUACUUCAUCUCAGAUGGCAGACCCGUGAACAACUUUGAGUUCUUCCGGCCUUUGGUUGAGGGCCUGGGCUACACCUUCCCAUCCAUCCGCCUGCCGUUGGCCCUCAUCUACUGCUUUGCUGUCCUCACGGAGAUAGCCUACUUCAUUUUGGGUCGACUCUACAACUUCCAGCCCUUCCUCACCUGCACUGAAGUUUACAAAACGGGCGUCACACAUUAUUUUAGCCUAGAGAAAGCCAGGAAGGAGCUAGGUUAUGAGGCUCAGCCGUUUGACCUCCAGGAGGUGGUAGAAUGGUUUAAAGCCCGCGGUCACGGCAGAAGUCCUGGAAGUCGUGACUCGGAGUGUCUGGUUUGGGAUGGGCUGUUGGUCUUACUCUUGGUUAUAACACUUCUCACAUGGCUGUCUUCUUCUGCGAUUCUGUCACUAUAAAGGAGAAGCUAAAAAUAAGUAGCUGAUCCCAUUUGCUGGGAUGGUUUUCAAGAAACACGGGUUUUAAAAUAUAGCUAUCUGGUGCCAAAUUUUGGCUCUUCAGAUUGCUGUUUAAGAAUAGGUUCUUGGAUUAAGUCUUCAUUUCUUACCUUUUUGCACUAAUCCUGAUGGGAGAAAAAAGAGGCAAAGAUAAGUUUGAAAUUUGGUUUCUUGUGUCUUCUACUUUAGAGGGUACAGUAGAAGUCAUUUUGGAGCCAUAGAACUAAAUUUGGAUUGUAAAUGUCUUACUUGAAUUUCUCAGGAGCUAAAAAUGUACUUAUUUCCAUUCCAUAGACUUUGCAUCUACUUAAUAUGGACGGAAACGCACACUGAUACGGGAAUGACAAAACAUUAACUGACUUGAAAAUGUGUGAAAAACACCAAAUUGGGCCAGAUCCGUCAGACCAACCCUCUGAGGAGAUGAUGGCUGUUGCAGGGGAGGUGUUAGCUAUUCACAGCAUCAGUUUGGGGAAUUCACUUUUGCCUUUUCUGAUAUGAGGGCAUUACACCUGUGUGACCACAUGAUAGUGUUUGAUGUUUAAACAAAUAGACCUUUAUCUUACCUCCUAGGAUUCUUUUGAGGAUUAAAUUAGACAAGGCAUAUAAAGUACUACUGAACACACAUAAGCUGUUAUUUUUAUUAAUAUUGUUAGUCUACAUUCCUUAUGAGGGUUUUCUUCCUUGGGGCAUUCUGUUCAGAGGGUGCUGUUGCUGCUAAUCUUUCUGGAAUGCCUUUGUGGUAUGCUCUCAGAGUCUCUAACAAGUAUGUUUGAAUAUACUUAGUGUUUGU
This is a messenger RNA of Ceratotherium simum simum (southern white rhinoceros), 2235 nucleotides long. The record is from RefSeq and is a predicted model, not a curated record. NCBI's taxonomy places the organism in Eukaryota, Metazoa, Chordata, Mammalia, Perissodactyla, Rhinocerotidae.